Exserohilum turcica Et28A is the source of this 1071-nucleotide messenger RNA. RefSeq lists its product as uncharacterized. NCBI's taxonomy places the organism in Eukaryota, Fungi, Ascomycota, Dothideomycetes, Pleosporales, Pleosporaceae. Bases 1 to 1071 code for a protein of 356 amino acids. The transcript has 3 exons. The record is from RefSeq and is a predicted model, not a curated record.
AUGGCCGACUUCAACGAGACCAGAUCUCCCCUGACCAACGACAACACAUGCGUCGCGAAAAUUCCUAGUAAACAUGGUGGGAUCGGAGCGGGUGCGCGACAGCUCCUUGACGUGGCCGGCGGCGAGGAAGUAGUAGAGAAUGAGGGCCGAGACGCGGUGGAUGGCCUUGGAGCCGCCCGUGUCGUCGCCGACAUCGCAAAAGGGGGCAUGGAAGGCGACGGUGCUGGUGCUGUUGACCGACUGCAGCUCGUUGCUGCCGUCGUCGAGCUCGGUAAUGCGGUAGAAGCUGACCUCAGCCUCGUCCUCGUGCACGUGGGCAGUAACGCGAUCAAUGGGCUCGUCAUCGUCGCCCGCAGGACCUGGGGCAUAGCCGCCGAUGACGAGCAGCUGCUUGUGGGUAGAGCGGCCGAGCGAGCGCCAGAUGGCCCUGCUGAUGGCGGGCGGCGCGCGAUCAAGCGCGAGCGCGAAGACGACUACCCCAACAUGCCGGCUUCCGCAAUCCGCCCGAAGAAGCAUCCGCGUCGCACCCUAAGCGAGCAGAUCGUGGUGCCCUCCAAACUCCAGGAAUCGGCAUCAAUAGCAUCAGGAACCAUUCUCAGUCCCCGCAGCCCCGCCCCCGAGCGCGUCAAUCGCGCCCUGACGGAUCGAAUCAACCAUCUCAAGGAUGAAAACGCCGGCCUCAAAGCUUCGGUCAAUGGCCUCGAAUCGGAGAAGAACGACCUCCAGCAACGCAUGGCCAGAGAUUCUCAUGCCUAUCGCGGUCUACAGAUGGAAUCAGAUGCCCUGAAGCGCGACGUACAAGGCAUGAAGCGCGACAUGAGCGCAAUGAAAGAGCGCCUCGAAAGCGUCGAAUCAUCAGGCGAGAAGAUGCGCCUCCAAGUAGAUCGACUAAUGCUUCUCGAAACAGCCAGCAAAGAGCUACGCAAAGAGCUCAAGGCAGAAAUAGAUGGUUUAAGAGGAAGAGUAGAACGAAGUGAAAAGGAAGCCGAGCACGCCAAAGAAGAGCUACUUGCUGUCCGGCGAGGAUUGACCAAAGAGCUGGGUGAAGCCGUUAAGAAAUGGGGCGCAUAA